Molecule: messenger RNA, 420 nt
Organism: Penicillium crustosum
Lineage: Eukaryota; Fungi; Ascomycota; Eurotiomycetes; Eurotiales; Aspergillaceae
Exons: 3
Coding region: 1-420 (139 amino acids)
Molecular function (GO): protein dimerization activity; DNA binding
Source: RefSeq, a predicted model, not a curated record
AUGGAUCGAGUAUACAGUGUCUGGAAACAGACUCGUCGACAAAACAACACCGGCGAGUUUCUCUGGCCUGCACUGAGUGUCAGAAAAGAAAGUCCAAGUGUAGUGCUCUGGUACGACCCCAUGCACGAAAUGUACAACGGAAGCUCGCCAGUGCCGAAAAGAAAAUCAAUGCGUCAAAAACAAGGCCGUCGCAAAUCCAUUUUGAUGAAAAAGGCACGCGAAUAUAGUAAGUUAUGUGAGGCAGACGUCUGCGUGGGUAUUCGCCUUCGGGAAACGGGCCAAGUGUUUAUCCUGUCGGCGGAUGUUUCAGGGUUUUGGGGAUUUCUUGGGUCACAACUAGUAUGCAGCCAGAGCUCAUAUUAUCCGACCCCAUUUUUAAUUACAGAUCAAGACCUGGAGAAGGCAAAUCCUCUAGCUUGA